AUGUCCUCAGUGCAGACCUCGAUGUGGAAUCGUUCAUUGACCCAACCCGACCUCAAGAUGAUGAACCAGCACGAUUUUCAGUCUAUCUGCCAAUUGGCCCUCUCACAGCUCAAUGUUAAGUCCGCCACACCCCCAGCAUCCAACUUUCUCUUCUCGGGGUUCAACCAGCAAUCUCAACAACCGCUUACUGCUGCUGCUCCGGAAGAGACUCAUACAACGUCACUAUCGGCACCUCCACCCUCACUAGUGAUAUCGCCCGCAUCGACAUCCUCCCCGACUGCUACCUCGGCAACUGACGCGUCCAGUGGUAUCUGCAACCGUGCUGAGCAUGCCGCUGACGGUGGUCGAGGGGUCGAAUUCGAUCAGCUAGUAUCCACUCCGUCACCGGUCCCGCGCCCGAUAUCACGUCCAGUCAAAGAGAAAGGGCAAACGGAUAAGGCAUGCACAGCAAUGACCCGGAUCCCCCCCACCGGCUCUCCACCAAAGCCUGCUCGUAUUGUCCACCUUCUCCGCUGCCCCAUCUGCAGUCUGGAGUCCAUCAACAAGGUCCGCUUCGAUGCACAUUUGCCGUGCAGUCGAAACAUCCCCGAGAACAACUACCUCCUCUACAGUUGCUCUCUUUGCUUGGCCUGCUCUACAUCCCAUUUCCUGGUGGAGGAACACUUGGAACUUUUCCAUCCCGGCUGCUCGGUAAGUUGUUUUUUCACCUACUUCUCUCUUCCGGCUAUUUUGCUAAACAAAAGUAUUUUUUUCCUAGUUAUGACCUAUUCAAGGGAAAAUCGUUAA
This is a messenger RNA of Dibothriocephalus latus, 786 nucleotides long. Lineage: Eukaryota; Metazoa; Platyhelminthes; Cestoda; Diphyllobothriidea; Diphyllobothriidae. The record is from the annotation of a GenBank genome assembly.